CACAUCGAUUGGCUGGCCCAACUGGGGCUGGGGAUCGAACCUGCAACCGGGUAUGUGCCCUGGACCAGGAAUCAAACCUGCGACCCUUCCGUGCGUGGUUCCACAUUCUAACCACCUAGCAACACUGGCCAGGGCCUAAGGGGAUUUUAACAAGGCAAUAAUUUUAAAUGUCCCCAUGAAGUUGUGUUCCAUAGUAUUUCAAUAGCUACAAAAAUACCUCAAGGAAAAUUAUAUAUCCUCAUUUUCCCUUUGAAAGUAGGGACAAAAUAUGCACAUCAAAAGCCAGAUACAUCUCCCAUUUUCUGCAAGAGGUAGAGAAAUUGUAGAACACGUUGUAUUCUUUUCAGUACAUGUGUUCUGUGAUGAUGGCGACUCACUUCGAAGUCUACGAGAACGCUGUGUCCGAGCUGGCUGAAGCGAUGGAAGCAGAGAGGUUGGAUGCCGUCAGCAUUGCUGUGCAGUGGGUCAACGAAAACAUCACCCAGGAGCUUCAGGGCCUGGAGCCCUCCAACCAGGCUGAGGUGGACCAGGUGCUCAGGACAUUCUUUGAAAAUAAAGUGCAAGAAGAUAAGGAGGGAGAAGAAUUGGAAAAGAGCCUGGAAAAUUCAUCUGUACACAUAUCUUCCUCUCUGAUGCCACCACCACCAACAACUCCUCCUCCUCCACCUCCGGCCAAAAAAAAAGGACAGAAGCAAGGUCGGAAGAGUACUAUCACAGAGAAACCUCUCCCACCUCCAGAGCCUGUUGAACCUGUGCUCUGUGGCAGCAUGGCCAUAGGGGCUGUGUCACUAGCUGUCGCCAAAACCAUUGCCGUGCUGCACAGUAACCCUCUGUACUUCCAUAUCGCAUCCCUGAAGCACCCUCAGGAACAGCCAGCAAAGCUAACUAUUCCUUUGCUAAUGGUAUCUCUGGUCAGCUGUGGGAAGUCAUCGCCUGGGAAGCUGAAUUUAAUGAAAGAAGUGAUCUGUAUACCCCAUCCUGGAUUAAUGGCUAAACAAGGUGUGGAGAUGCUUAUGGAAAUUCAGAAGCAAAUAAGCAAGACAAUUGAAACGUCCCCUCCUCCAAAAGCAGAGAUGAAGAAAGGGCAAAAUGGAGGCAAAAGAGGUCAGCAGCCGGUCACUGGCAAGAUGUCCCAUCUGGGCUGCCUGACCAUCAAUUACGACACCAUAGAGCAGCCCCUGCUCACCAUACAAGGAAUCUGUGCGAACCUGGGGCUAGAACUGGGGACGAAUCUGUAUCUGGCCAUCAACUGUGCUGCGCAUGAGCUGGUGGACUAUAGUAAGGGGAAGUAUGAAGUGAUGACGGGAACAUACAAAAACACCACUGAGAUGGUUGACCUGUAUGUGGAUCUGAUCAGCAAGUUCCCUUCAAUUAUCGCCUUAAUUGAUCCUUUCAGGAAAGAGGACUCUGAACAGUGGGACAGCCUCUAUAAUGCUCUUGGUUCCAGGUGUUACAUAAUUGCGGGAAGUGCCUCCAAAAGCAUUUCCACACUUCUAGAGGAAGGCAACAUCAGCACCCCCAAAUCCAGUGGGCGGAUCAUAAAGCACACCAAUCAAACGACGAUGUCUGACUUGGUGGAAAUAAGCAACCUCAUCGACAGUAAGAAGCACGUGGCUGUCUUUGGAAGCGCGGAAGGGGAGUCUGCAGAUGACAGCCUCGUGGACCUGGCCGUUGGACUGGGUGUCCAGUUUAUCAAGUUGGGAGGUCUUUCUCGCGGCGAACGGGUGACCAAGUACAACCGCAUUUUCACUAUAGAGGAAGAACUUGUCCAGAACGGAACACUGGGUUUCAAAGGAGAACUCACCUUUGUCCAGCUGAACGAGGGAGACGACAAGAAGUCGUAG
Molecule: messenger RNA, 1844 nt
Organism: Myotis lucifugus (little brown bat)
Lineage: Eukaryota; Metazoa; Chordata; Mammalia; Chiroptera; Vespertilionidae
Gene: ENO4
Product: enolase family member 4
Exons: 13
Coding region: 351-1844 (497 amino acids)
Biological process (GO): glycolytic process
Cellular component (GO): phosphopyruvate hydratase complex
Molecular function (GO): magnesium ion binding; phosphopyruvate hydratase activity
Source: RefSeq, a predicted model, not a curated record